Molecule: messenger RNA, 1434 nt
Organism: Spirometra erinaceieuropaei
Lineage: Eukaryota; Metazoa; Platyhelminthes; Cestoda; Diphyllobothriidea; Diphyllobothriidae
Source: the annotation of a GenBank genome assembly
AUGCUCCUUGAAUGCGAUAUACACAAAACUAUAUUUAUAGAUAACCUGGCCAGGCGUCAGCUAUCGCCCGCCUUGAAAGUUGUGAAACGCAUAUUCUAUGCAGAAUUUGACGAUGAUGUCGCCCUCAAAGGCCGUAAGAAUAAGGUUCCCCUAUGCAAUUCAAAGCUGUACGAACUGAUUACAAGUGAGUUACUACAUAUCUUUCUAUAGUUACUCCACACAGAACUGUACAUAGGAUUGAACAGACGGGAGCAUGCGGACCACAACGAUUCGGAUGCCUUUUUCACUAAACGGCUAGAGCGCUCCCUGGACGAGGCAGGUAAACGGCUACGAAGAAGUCAAGCAAUUUCAAAGGCGAAUGGUAAGCCCAGUACAUACAUAUCCCACAUACAUGUAACUUUCAGAAUAGGUAGCCGGACCGUCUAUUGCAAACCAAUACGUGACUGUACCUUGUGAACGCCGAUUGUUCCUUUCCCGUAUGCUAUUUUUGUAUGUUACUUUCCUAAUUUCCCAAAUGUAAUUGAUAAACAACUCGCAGAAAACCGCUCGCUUGUCUUAACGGUUUGUAUGGGUUCGGUUUUGGGUUCAAUGGCUUCGGUACUGGCUAAUAUACGAUCAAGCAAGUUACACGUCGACAGGAAACGGUAGUAGAAGUAAAGUAGGGGGCAUUAUAUUCAAAGGAAGGGGUGCACUUUAGAUAUUUAUCUGCCUCGCAUAGUAAAAUGACCUUUUUUCGCCUACGUCGCUCAAUCUCGACAUGUCGAUAUCAGGGGUAUAUUAACAAAGUGGCCAAAGUCGAUAUCCAGGCGAUAUACCUAUCUCGGCAUGUUGAUAUCAACGAGAUAUUGCGUCGAUAUCGACAUGCUAUUAGGGUUGAACUGGCUCCACACUAGCAAGUCAAACUUGCACGCAUCCUCUAUCAGUGUUGACGCAAGACGACGGUGGCGUGGGUCACCCGUAAUAUGUACCGGUCGCAUGAUACUUUAAAUUUCAGCUUCGGGACAGCGACGGACAGCAUCAAAUACUGUCUAGACAGUAUUAGGCGAUGGUUGAAAUUAUAUUGAAGUUAAUAUAAUUUAAAAGCGCUUGCAAAAUGUGACUCCGCAAUUUAAUACACUAUUUCAGUCUAGACUGUGUCGGACGAAUCCUUGACCAGACUGUGAAACGAAGCAGACUAUUUUGUCUUUUCCGUCUCAAUUCCAACCCAUUCAAAUCCAGCUGGCAAUUUCCACUACCCGCUUGCCUAGUCCCAUCUGUGUUUUUAAACCAGAUUCCGUCUUAACUCAUCUUCUAUUCCGUUACUCAUUCCAGAAUGCUGCUUGUUAACCCCUUCACAAGCGGCCUUUCUCGCUACCCUCUUAAAUAGAUUUGUCAAAAAUCGAUUUGCAACAAGCCGAGGUCAGAUAUGAUAGUUGGUCAUCCUCUAACCUCUGA